This is a messenger RNA of Hypomesus transpacificus, 2347 nucleotides long. RefSeq names its product leucine-rich repeat and transmembrane domain-containing protein 1-like. The record is from RefSeq and is a predicted model, not a curated record. Gene Ontology annotation, cellular component: plasma membrane. Lineage: Eukaryota; Metazoa; Chordata; Actinopteri; Osmeriformes; Osmeridae. Gene Ontology annotation, molecular function: protein binding.
GGGAGGGAGGGAGAGACAGAAAGAGAGAGGGAGAGAGGGAGGGCAGACAAUCCAGUUCAGUUAUUCCUAAGCUGGCAGGCUGCUAGCAGUGUGACUGCUCACUCCGAUCUCUCUCUCGAUCUCUCUCCAUCCGUCUCUCGGUGGUCUCUGUGUUCUAAUGGGGUUUCCCGCCCAUGGAGGCAGGGCUCUGGGUCCUGAAGCCAGUGGGGGGGUCCGUCGCUAAUCCUCCACUCCUCCGCCCCCCCCCAGACCGACCCACGCGGGCUCUUUGUGGAACAGGGGAGGCUAGCCCACUGCCACACUCCGUCUGAUGGAUCACUGACACAGACGCAGCGCUAACGCAACGCUUGCCGGACGCUAACCCACCGCUGGCCGGACUGCUAACCGGACCGUUGGGCGCCAACUUGGCCCGGACUCUGCUCCCAGCUCACCCCCUGGGAAGUCCGAAUGGCAGCUAAGACAGCAGUAGAGUUGUUCCUCCUCCUCUCCGUCUUCAUCCCUCCAUCCCUCUCCUGUCCUAAGGAGUGCAUGUGCGACAACCGCUCCAAGGUGGUUGACUGUCGGGGGCGGGGCUUGUACGACAUCCCACGGCGCCUGCACCCGGACACUCUGGAACUCUAUCUCCAGGACAACCGUAUCCGGGGCCUGGGUUCCAUGGCGUUGAGAGAAACGCCCCUGCUUCGUGUUCUGGACCUAUCCAACAACUCCAUCACGACCGUGUCGCCUUCGGCACUGCUGGGGCUGAGGGCUUUGCAGCGCUUCAGUCUGGCCAAUAACACGCUGAAGGAGCUUGACAGGCGGCUGCUGGGACCUAUCCGGUCGCUCACGCACCUUGACCUCUCCUACAACAGUUUGGGGGGGUUGCCGGGGGCGAUGGGGGAGAGCCUGAGGAAUGCGUCAUGGCUGGGCCUGGCCCACAACCGUCUGCAGCGCAUGGACCGCUCCCUGCUGGAGGGCCUGGGCAGCCUGGACGGCCUGAGCCUGCGGGGGAACCCCUGGAGGUGUGACUGCCACCUCAUAGGGCUCAAGCUGUGGCUGGAGACCUUCCUGUUCAGAGGCGGCGUGGUGGACGAGGUCCUGUGCUCCCAGCCGGAGGAGAUGAAGAACAAAGAGCUGCACGCCGUUCCCUACCAGCUCUUCCACUCAUGCAUGACCACCAGCUACAACUACCUGUUCGCCAACAUCCACCACCUGGAGGCCGAGCGGUCCCUGCGGGGCCACGCCCACCUCAGCCCGGGCAUGCACAGCCCCCUGGGGGGAGCCGAGGGCCACGGGGGGGGCGGGGGGGGGGGGGGCGGCCUGCCGGAGUGCGAGCCCAAGCAGCGGCCGCGCCCGGUCAACCUGCGCUACGCCAUCGCCACCGUGGUGAUCACGGGCGUGGUGUGCGGCAUCGUGUUCCUGAUGAUGGUGGCCGCCGCCGUGUACGGCUGUGCCUACGCAGCCAUCAUGGCCAAGUACCAGCGGGAGCUGAAGAAGAACAAGGAGGCGGAGGCCGAGGCGGCCGGGCAGGGAGUCAAGGCUGCCACCACGGACGACAAGGAGCCACUGGAGAACGCCAUCGCCUAGGAGACGGGAGGACCACAGCCGGGCGUUGACCCCCUGAACAUGGAACCUGGACCCCCCCCCCCAGUUGGUUCUGGCAUGUUCUGGCAUUAUCACCGGACAACACUGUGUGUGUGUGUGUGUGUGUGUGUGUGUGAGAAAGUGAGUGUGUGAGCUCUGUCGAGUUUUUUUGUGAGCCUGACCUUCACCAGUCAACCUAGGAGCUGCUACAGAAGAGGGGUGAAUAUGACUGUGUGUGUGUGUGUGUGUGAAUAGGGGGGCAGCAUCCAAACUGUGUCUAUGCACUAUGAAAACUGUAGAGUCAUAAAUAGCAGUAUCUGUGUGAAGGGCAGGCCAAAGAUUCGAAACAUAUCAAUUCCAAUGUUAUCUCAGCUUAUCUUAUAUCAGAUAGAAAUGCAUAUUAUAUAGAUAACAGUUUUUCUGUAGCCACAAUAGAUGUAUUUUGUAACUGUAUUAAUUAAUUUGGAUUUCAGCAGAUUUAGUUUCUAAAUGGUUGUUGAUACAUUCAGUAGGCCUGUGUCAUGUUCUGGUCUCAUUUAGAAGUGAUUAGAAGGAGUUUUAGUAGGUGGAGGAAGUGGAUGAUUAUACUGUACUACUUUGUGUGUGUAUGUGUAUGUGUGCGUGUGUGUAUGCAUGUGUGUGUGCAUGUGUGUGUGUGCGUGUGUGUGUGUGCGCGCGUGUGUGUGCAAGUGUGCGUGUCUGUGUGCGUGUAUGGGUGUGAUGAUAACAAAUGAUCACUGAAUGAAUUUUUGAAAGAGUGAUUCUAAAAGCAAUAAUAAUGAAA